Neodiprion fabricii is the source of this 1077-nucleotide messenger RNA. It is a transcript of the gene Coq5, whose product is annotated as 2-methoxy-6-polyprenyl-1,4-benzoquinol methylase, mitochondrial. The transcript has 5 exons. The coding region runs from base 38 to 940 and encodes 300 amino acids. Gene Ontology annotation, molecular function: methyltransferase activity. Gene Ontology annotation, biological process: ubiquinone biosynthetic process. NCBI's taxonomy places the organism in Eukaryota, Metazoa, Arthropoda, Insecta, Hymenoptera, Diprionidae. The record is from RefSeq and is a predicted model, not a curated record.
CCUUGACCCUAUCGACAUAUAUCGCUUUGACAUAAAUAUGGCGCUCUCCAAGUGUAUCAAUUUUAGGUUAGCAAGAACGGGCAAGAGCUUUGCCAACCGGCGAUUCAGCGUUACGUCUUCCCAGCGAAGUUCAGCUUAUAGUGAAAAAAAAAACGACGAAGAUGAGAGCAGAGAAACACAUUUUGGCUAUCAAACUGUCAAAGAAAGUGAAAAAGCGAAAAAAGUUCAUGCUGUGUUUGAAAACGUUGCUGGGUCAUACGACGUGAUGAACGAUGCAAUGAGUCUCGGUAUUCAUCGAGUGUGGAAAGAUAUUUUUAUCCAACGCUUGGGACCGACACACGGUACGAAAUUGUUGGACGUAGCUGGCGGCACGGGUGACAUAACUUUCCGAUAUUUAAAUUACUUGAAAAAUACGAGAAACCCAGAAAAUUUGCAAAGCCAUGUGACUGUGUGCGACAUAAAUGAGGCAAUGUUAGAUGUUGGCAAAGCUAGAGCUGAAAAACAAGGAUGGACUGUCGACAAAGGCUACGACAUCACCUGGCAACAAGGUGACGCCGAGAAACUACCUUUUGCCAAUGAUUCUUUUACAGCCUACACUAUUGCCUUUGGGAUUAGAAACGUCACGCAUGUCGAAAAUGUACUCGCCGAAGCUUAUAGAGUUCUCCAGCCAGGUGGACGUUUCCUGUGCCUUGAGUUCAGCCAUUUGAAUAACGAGGCAUUGCAAUGGAUCUAUGACAAGUACUCCUUUCAAAUGAUCCCAGUUAUGGGCAUGCUAAUUGCUGGACAGUGGGAACCUUACCAAUAUCUUGUUGAAAGUAUUAGAAAAUUUCCCAGGCAAGACGAUUUUAAGAACAUGAUCGAGGAUGCUGGAUUUAGACAAGUAAAUUACGAAAAUCUAACUUUUGGUGUUGUCGCCAUACACUCAGGAUUUAAACUAUAAUUACCUAAUUAUUCUUGAUGAGCAGCACGAACACAUGUAUCAAUAACUAACGUGUAUAAAGUUAUAUGAUAAUUUAGUGUAUUGUGUGUAAUAAAUAGUAAAAUGUUAUCGCAUCAUUAAAUAAACAGAGAAAUGUU